CUAAUAGUUCCAAUCCAAUUCAAAACAACURGACAAGACAUAAACRGAAUGUGUAGGCCCCCCAACGCCCCGGARAAGCUCGUAGAGCCAAAAAGAAAAGAAAUAGAACGAGAAAAACMAAAUAGAGAUGUURCGUCUACACCAACGAUCGUCGCUGUGACUGCUACAUUUAUUGGAGGUUAUAGCUUGGGCGUCAACGACACAGAUAUUCGCGUCACYUUAUUGAUUGGUUCGUGUGGAGUUCUCAUCUGCACAGUCCUUGUCAACUUUAACAAUCUACAGCGAUAUUUCGCUCCAUUCUUUCGAUGGAUGUCCCAAAAAACAUCAUAUUCAUCUACGUCACUGGGGAGAAUGGCUUCGAAAAGUAGCGGCACUGCAUUGUCGACUCUCUCACGCGUGACGUCGGUKGACGCCAUCAAGAACAUUUCCAAGAACUUUCUUAGUACAAUAGACUGUUCAAGUACUCUUCGUUCUGCCAUACAAUCGAUUACGCGAAAAGAAUGUUUCACAAGGUUAGACUAUAUCGAACGCCUCUCAAUUAACGAUGUCUCGAUUCUCUUUCGAUACGCUACUAAUGCCAACAUAGAGGGUUUCGAAAAGACUUUAUUUCUUGACGAUCAAAACAUGAUCGUCCGAUCCGUCAUUAAUGCCAUAGAUAUGGCAGUAAAGGUCUCUCGUGGGUCUCUYUCAGAUGGCACCAAACCGGUAUCAAAAACAGAAGGGAGAGAAGGAGAUUUAGACGUUUUACUCUUUGUGGCAGUUGUUCGCAUCUUUGCUGAAUGGAGAAAUCUAAGAAUGGUACCAAAAGGCUACCAAAGGUACGCAAUCAAUAUAAGCUUGGCAUACCGAGAUGUGUUGCAAAAUCUGGAAAAAAUCGAGAGAGGUGUUCAUCAGUAUUUAAGACACCACCAAAGUUUGAGGGAAGGAGACAGCAAAACCUCCGCGUUGCCAAUUUCUUCGCCUACCAUACGACAGCUGCUUCAAUUUGAAUUGGAGACAGAACUUCAUAAAAAACUUCCGCGUCUAAGAGAUCCGUCUGCUGCAUCCGGAAUACUCUGGACCAAGCGACAACUCCACUAUCAAACAGCACUUUUGGCCAAUUUUUUGGAAAUACCACAGUGUUACCUUACUCCAAAGGAUGCUGCGACAGCAGCAUAUCACAUAGUCUACAAUGAUUACCAUGGUUGGGCUGUAAAAGGGAUAUUCACUCAUUCGYUCGGUGGCUCGCCUCCUCUGGAUAAGGUCUGGUUGGCGAUCCGUCCACCAACAAAUAUGCCUGUUGAUAGGAAACGCAAGUAUCAGACUUGUGGCAAAUCAUGCGAUUCCAACGAACGUUCAAGCAAUUACCCUCCUUCUCUCCGUCCGACUUCGGAUCUCAACAGCGCUUCCAUCAGGUCCAACUCUUUUUCAGAUUCAUUGGGGGACAAGGAAGACGACAACGGUUUAUUAGCAGCAUUGGACAACUUUAGAGACGAAAUCGUCGAGAAAUGGGAUGACUUGCUCCGAAUGUUCAAUUGCGGGAAGGAAGAAAAAAAGAAGCGCAUGCAAAACUUGAUCCUAUCGAGUGAAAGCCACUUUAAUCUACACCAGAUGAAUACAGAAAUGGUUGAGACGUCACUUCAAAAUUCCUCAAGCACGGAUAGCUCAGAUAUCAACUCAGUAGUGACUAGCUCUACAGUCGCUUCUUCUUCUUCGUCUUCUACGGCUAGUACCUCUCUUUCUCGACAGCAAGUUAACAACCAUUUGAUACAACAGUCGAAGAGGGACGCCGAAGAUUUUGUUCGAAAUGUUAUGCCCAUGGUUGCCGAUCUAGGGAGAUUGAUGGACGAGCUGAAUAUGAAUGAUCCAACCAAGGCUUGAUGAUAGAUUAGAAAAGAAGUUGGGAUUGUUUGGUACKACGAAUGAAGCGUACUUGUAUUAUCAGCAUAGUUCAUAAAGCAUACUUUAAGUA
Messenger RNA from Pseudo-nitzschia multistriata, 1951 nucleotides. NCBI's taxonomy places the organism in Eukaryota, Bacillariophyta, Bacillariophyceae, Bacillariales, Bacillariaceae. The record is from the annotation of a GenBank genome assembly.